GCCGCGGGCCUGUGCUCCGGCCCUGCCCCUUGAGACGCUUCGGGUGCCCAGCCCGGGCCCGCCAGGAAGCGCGCGCGCCGUCCUCCGGCGAGGCCCGCCCGGGGCCUCAGCGCCGCCCUCCCCGCCCCAGCCGAUGCCUGACCCCGCCGAUGCCCGGCUGCCCCCGGAGGACCGGGUCAGGGGCCUGAUCCAGAUGGGGAGCUGCGUGGAGGUGAACGAGGACGUCCCGCCCCGGAGGUACUACCGCUCCGGCGUGGAGAUGAUCCGGAUGGCAACGAUCUACUCGGAGGAAGGCAACAUCGAGCGCGCCUUCAUCCUGUACAACAAGUACAUCACGCUCUUCAUAGAGAAACUCCCAAAGCAUCGUGAUUACAAAACUGCCGUCAUUCCAGAGAAAAGAGAGACAGUGAAAAAACUAAAAGACGUUGCGUUUCCUAGAGCUGAGGAGCUGAAAAAGGAGCUUUUAGAAAAAUACAACAAAGAAUAUGCAGAAUACAGCGUACAGAAGAAGAAGCAGGAGGAGGAGUUUGCACGCAGCUUGGCUCUGCAACAGCAGCUGGAGGAGGAGAGGCAAAGGGUGGCCCUGAUGAAGCAGCAGCAGGCAGAGCAGGAGCAGUUUAAUGCCUUCGAAGAGAUGAUCAGACACCAAGAGCUCGAGAAGGAGCGCCUGAAAAUUGUGCAGCAGUUUGGGAAGCUAACACCUGACGCCUUAGAGGGGCCCUUGAUACCUGGAGUGGUCAAGCCCCCCACUGACCCAAAGACUCUCGACCCUCCUCCUACACAGGCCUUGAGCCCCAGUGGAGGAGUUGUGCUACCAAAGCCCCCCGUUGUGGACAGGUCCCUGAAGCCUGGAGCUUUGGGGAGCCCAGAAAACAAUGCUACCAUGGAAGGACUUCGCCAUGUCAUUGUCCCCAGGGAACUCUGUCAUAAAUUUCUCCAGCUAGCAGAUGCAAACACAGCAAGGGGUGUGGAGACCUGUGGGAUCCUUUGUGGGAAGCUGGUGAGGAAUGAAUUUACCAUUACCCACGUCAUUAUCCCCAAGCAGUACGGGGGUCCUGACUAUUGCAACACUGAAAAUGAAGAGGAGCUUUUUGUGAUCCAGGAUCAGUACAGCCUUAUCACUUUGGGAUGGAUUCACACACAUCCUACCCAAACGGCAUUCCUUUCCAGUGUGGAUCUACACACACACUGCUCCUAUCAGAUGAUGAUGCCAGAGUCUAUAGCUAUUGUUUGUUCACCAAAAUACCAAGAGACAGGAUUCUUUAAAUUGACAGACCAUGGCAUGGAAGAGAUCUCUUCCUGUAGGCAAAAAGGGUUCCAUCCGCACUGCAAAGACCCCCCUCUCUUUACGACCUGCAACCAUGUGACCAUCGUGGAGCAAGAAGUGGUGGUAUUGGACCUUCGAUAAUAACAGAUGCCUUCAUGCCGAUGUCAGCCAUUAACUGUCCUCCUUUAAGCUAAUUUAGUGUAGUGGACUAUGGCCCUCUAUGCAGUGAUUCUCAAGAUCCUAUUUGUAACACCAAGAGAGUUUUUCAUUCUCUUUGAUCUCGUGCAGUUGUCAAAUUUCAGGGUUGGGGUGAGGACAAAUGAGUGCCGGGGAAACAUGAAAUUAACACUAAAAUUGAUUCAGCUCGUGUCUUGCUGCCAUUCAGGCUUUGCUCCACCAUGCCAUGCUCCAAAGCAUGAAGGCAAGAUCAAGCAAAGGACCUUCAAAAGGCUCUCUGCAAGGCUGCAGGCUCAGGCAACCUUAUCUCUUUGGAUUGUCUCCAGUGCUCUUUAAUAUUGACGGAAGUCUUUAGCGGAUGCCCUGGAAUUUUGGAGUUUCAGGCUCAACAAUGCUGUGCCAACAAUUCAAAGUAAUGUUUGCAUUGGGAAGAAAUUAGUAUGCUGGAAGAAGAUCAUGUCAUCUUGUUUGGUCAGAAAUUCUUUUUAAAAAUGACUGUCCUUCAAGCUUUCUUUUCAGGGAGGAGGUGGUGAGCUUGGGAAAAGAGAAACCAAAGAAGAGGGGGUUGUGGAAUAGCUGCUUUGUUCUACUCUUGCUGAGAUCUACUGCAGGAUGCUGCUGCACAUGGUUUGUGCUAUGAAAAUUCAGUCCCAGCAAGUGACAAAGUGGACUGUUCACUGAAGUAUCUGACUCCAGCUGAGAAUCUUAAGGGUGCAACCCUAUACAUGGAUGGACAGACAAAGGUCCCACAAAGCUCAGCGUUCCCCAGGCAGCAUGACUGGCCAGGGAGGACUUUGUUCUGUUUAAACAUGCAUAGGAUUGCACCCUAAGGUAAUCAUUCCUUUAAGUCAUGCUUUAAAUAAAAGUCUAGACCAGCAACGUAAAUAAAUGCACUGAGGGUCAAUUAA
Molecule: messenger RNA, 2352 nt
Organism: Elgaria multicarinata webbii
Lineage: Eukaryota; Metazoa; Chordata; Lepidosauria; Squamata; Anguidae
Gene: STAMBP
Product: STAM binding protein
Exons: 9
Coding region: 134-1408 (424 amino acids)
Biological process (GO): protein K63-linked deubiquitination
Cellular component (GO): cleavage furrow; endosome
Molecular function (GO): protein binding; K63-linked deubiquitinase activity; metal-dependent deubiquitinase activity
Source: RefSeq, a predicted model, not a curated record